UGAGUUGGAUGCACUUCUUCUUCGACGCACAAAGUGGAUUUAAAAAGCGCAACUCGCUCGAGCCGCAGGGCAAACGCUGCUUCUGACUUGAGAGUAAUUACAAAGUCUGGGUGACUGUCAUCGGGAUAUACUUUCUUAUGCAUAUGAACAUUUGCUGGAGGAAUUGAUUUGUCAUCCAGCGUGCACAUUUGUCUCUGUAAAGUGCACCCUGCCUGCUCGGAAGUGACUUCGAAAUUUGCCAGACAUUAAAAGAAAUGAAAUGACGUGUUUUGAAAUGAUGGCAGAGGAAGGUUGCUUGGGGGUUUCGUGUAGGAGGAGUUCUUUGUGACCAAACAUGUAACGGAAUUUUUCCCUUAUAAAAAAGGAAAUUGCCAAUGAACAGCAUCAUUCGGGGCAGAUGUAAAGGUGAGUUAAUUUACAUAUAACUUUGUGUUUUUAUCGUUGUGUUUAUACAGCUUUCAUCAAAAUUAAGGCUACUUAUGGAGAGGUGUCUUAACCUAGAAUAAAACUUAUUAUUAACGUUAUUUCAUGUAGUGACAUGCUGUUGUAAGUACCCUAAAUAAGUAUAGAAUUUUCCCAUUUAAGUAUUUUUAUUUUCCAUUUUUAUUAUUAUUAUAAUUGCUCCAAUUUUAACAAGUUAGGCCAUCAACUUUAUUUUACAUUUUUUUUAAAAUUUUUUAUUUUAUUUUAUUUUUUGUAAUGAUUCAAAAAUCUGUCAUACGGCAUAAAUUUCAAGAUGUCCUUUAUUCAGCCAUCAUUGCUUCUGAUAUAACUUUCCCCACAGUGUUUAUGUUCAACUUAAAUACAUUUUUAAAAUUAAUCAUCAUUUCUACAUCUUAUUCCUUUCACUGGAGGAAUGAAAAUAGUAUUUUUGGAGAGGGAGAAGUUAACACACUGUUUGUUUUUUCACUCAACAUUUUUCAUCAUCCAUUUAUAUACAUACUCAAACAAUGCAUACACACAUCCACCAGACUGGCUCCUUGACAGUAUCUGGAGCUCCAUAAAUGUCAGCCUUCCUAGCCUCAAAGUGACAGGCAGGGAGGGAUAUGGAAAAACAACAGGACAGUGACGUGAAGGGAAGAGAUGCUGGACGGGGGACAGGUGGAGAUCUGCACUUGAUUUCUCCUCUCCCCCCGAGGAGCAGUUGCAAUGCAAACAGCUGUAAUCCAGGAUGGUGUGCGAGCCUGCGAGACAAAGCUGAACCGGGCUUAGCUGAGCUGUGCAGGAUCAACCUUCUGACUGCUGCUGGAGCGCUGCAGGCUCAAGUGCGACAUGAGAGCAUAAAAAGACAGAUUUCGGUGGUAGUGCGAUUGGAGGAAGAGGCUGGCGAUAAUAUUGUUUCAACUGCUGCACAUUUGACCUCAAACCGCUUGAACUCUUGAAGCAGAGGAAGUCAUUAGUAAAAUGUUUGAGGCUUCUGUGGGUGCUGGUUGUGCGGCCAGGUGAUUCUCCACGCUCUGAGCUGGAACAGGAGACUUAUCAUAAACAGAUUUUGUUAAAAGCUGUUGACAGCAUGGGCCUGAGCAACGGUAUGACGACGAUUCUGGCUCAUUUACCCAUCUCUUAUUCUUGCUUUUAUUUGAUCUUUAUGUUCCCUACUAUUUUAACUGUUGGCAAACACGUCUAAUACCACUAGAGGUUGCAGCCAGGAUGUUAAAUCAGGAGUUUUACAAAUAUCAAAAUAAACUUAACAAAAAGAGUCACAAUGACCCACAAACUCCUGUUGUUUUCCUCACUGCACACGCGAGCGGCCAUACUUGGGGAGCGUAAUGUGCUCGUAUAAAAGCCAGAAUUUACCGCGAGCUCUACUUUUGGACACCAUGUGGUAGAUGCCACUUAAAAAUAAUUUCAUUUUGAAAACAAGAUGGUUUUGAGGUUAGUGUGGGGCCACAUGUUGCACAGAACAGGGAAGUAUCGGCUCCAACAUUUCGGUCAUGCGCGUGUGAGGAUGAAGAUGUAAAGAUGCAUGAACCUCCUCUUAAAUUUUGGCCUGUUUGAUCUUUUAUUUGCCUUCUGUUUGGUUGACUUGUUGAACACAUGCCGCCGCUGAUUUCCUCCCAUAAACCUCUCGGUUUGUGAGGCGUUCUAAUGAUCUCGUAUGUGUGCCAAAAAGCCUGUGGGUUCAGCCGGAGGCACAAAGUUCAUCGACAGGUUUCCUCUGAGCUCAGAGUUGUGGCACCUUCUUGAGUUCAAUAAAUUCCCAGUGUGGGGGCUCCCUUUCAGGACUUGAAUAAUUGAUAGAUCAAACUUAGGACUUACAAAGGAAGGCAAUUUAAUCUCCUGACUAUUUGAUGAGCCGGGCUUAGUUUCAUUGGACUCAGCUGAAUGUGUCUGAUAAUGAGGAGAGGCUCUAAGUUAAACGGAUGAGGGAGCAGGAACAGGCAACUUUGAAAACAUACAGAUGCCACAUGUUGCCUGACAGGACGACUGUUUGUGAUGUAGUAUUUUCAUAAAACGAACCAUAUGAAGAGUAGUACAAUGAGUUUUCUCAGUAUGCUAACAGCCUGAUCUUGUCUCUUAUCUGCGUGCUCUGUGAGAACAGAUAUGGAUGAGCUGAGGUGGGCUUUUGGCAGGUUGCAUGGACUCGUGGGAGUGCUGGGUUAUGAAAGAGUCUCUGGCACGGGUCUUGAGUUACUCAGUGCUGGAAAGGUUGCGUUCUGAGAGACUUGGCGUGUCCCGCGCUCUCCGGUCAUCGUUCUCCCUCGAGUCAUCAACAGGUGCACAACUCUUUUGGCUCUUUCCUGUAAAUAUGACAUUAGCGGAAAGGUGUCUCUGACAUAAUAAGUCAUUAAAUGUUAAAAAGUAAACAAACUCCCCGGUGGUGAGGGAUGCCGAAGUGUUUUUCACGAAGGAUGGCGUGAAUAGAUGUAACCUUGUCCCCUCUGGGCUGUGAAGCAAUGCCGUGUAAUUGAAAUGAUCUCAACUAGAAGCUGUAUAGCUCAAGAAACUGAGUGAUGAUGCAUUGGGAUUGCACAAUGUUAUGGAGUUUUUUGCGUUUAAGGGCUAAAAAAUCCAGUUUCAUGAUGAGGUGUGCAUUUGGAGGACUUCAAAACAAAAGGAGACUGUGUUAAAAAAGAGACUUUUUAUCACAUGAAAGGACUACUGUUGUUUCUGGCUCUAUUCUGAAUGGUCCAGCCAACUAAAAGAAAUAUAAUAACUUUUUGCUUUAAACUUUAUACUCGUUUGAUUUAUAUUAAUACAAACAAAGUAUGAAAUGUCGCCUGCUGUAAUGUUUAGACGCACCAAAUGGCAUUGUCCUUUGUGUGAUUCAGAGCCACAACCAUCUCAGCAGCCAAAUAUGGUCCUAUUUUUCUUUAUUGAGCUGUGAGGGAGGACCUCCCAUUGCUCAGAAGCUAACAUGUUCUGUGUGUCCUCUUCACACAAGAGCUGUAAAUACAGGCAGCGUAUGACACUAUCUUAAAAAAGGAUCUCAGCACCAAAUAUGACAAAAGGCCUUCAGUGUGUGUGUGUGUGUGUGUGUGUGUGUUUGAGUGUGUGUUGCCUUCCCAGGGAGAGUAGACCUCACUGCAGUUUGGAUAAUAAACACGCUCGGUUCAUCACUCAAGUCCAAAUAUAGCUUAAGUUGUCUGGAGAACAAAGUGCACGUGGUUUUUGGUUUCCCUGUGUGAUGAAUGAUCGUGGCAACAGUAGAGGGAUUGUUUGAAAUACAGUCAUGAGUUUAUUCAGAUUACAGACAAUACUCGAUGAGUAAAAUGAUGUAUCAUUUUUGGAUGAGUGACAUUUAACAGACAUAAUGCAUCAUUGUUGCAUUGAGCUCGAAUUGGAUGUCCGUUACUUUAGACUAUCUUCUUACAGAAUUGGGUGACAUUUCACUUUAUUCAUACCCAGGCCAUUUGUCUUCACUGUCACGCGAAUUUUGGGAAGCUGAAUUACUCCACGUUAUCAGGCUUACUUACGGAAACCCCUUGGCGAUGAGUAUCAAUUCUAAAUAGACAAUGUGACUUCCGCUAAUAAUGAAAUGUCAAACCAGUGCAGAAGAAACCUGGCUGGUUGAGUCGUGAGACUGUCUGGCAUCACGUCAUUUUUAGCGAUGAAAACAUCCCUUCAAAGGUUGGUACAGUCCAACCCAGAAGAGAUUCUUCUCUUGGUUUGAAGUGGACACCCAUGGUUCUGGAAAGUUCAGUAACUCUUCAGUUGGAGUUUGUCACCUUUUCUCUCACUGUUCAUCUUCUACUCUGAAAGUGGACUCUGUAUUUGUCAACAGAGCUGUCAAUCAAUCUUUUUUUUAGGACUAGAUCUUUGUGAAAAGUGAAAAUUUGCACAUAAACUUUUUAUAAUGACAGAAAGCAUGUUUAAGAAGUAUUUGACAUUUAUUCUAAUUGUCCAGUCUGACUCCUAUUCCAUCUGUUUACAUGGAGGGAGGCGGGGCUUAUGACUCACACUGCAGUCAGCCACUAGGGGGAGCUCAAACGUCCUGUUUCCACUUGCAUAUAUGUGUGCGAAGGUAAAUGCACCAAAGGUCCAGUCAUUCCUAUGGGAAUCUUUGUGAUGUCCUUACCUGUAAUAAGUUUUUUUAAAUUAAACUUUUUCUGCAGAUUUCAUAGAGACCGUGUGACAGUAUGCUAGCAGACUUCCAACCUCACUAACGGAUAAAUUACUUCAAUUUGGUGGCCUUUGUUGGCAAAUGGAUUUGUAUGAUUAAAAAAAUUGUUCCUCUACUUUCAACACCAACAUGUGGCCUCAGAUGGUUUCUAUGAUUUCUUCUAUCCAUCUGUAAAGAGGUGAACUUCCUACAUUACACCAUAGAGGUAUCAUCCAUUUGUUUAUAGAUCUACACACACCAGACGGUUACACAUGUACAGUACAUAGAAAUGAAUGCGGAUCUUUUGGCGUCUCAUUUCAUAAACAAUCUUUGUUUUGAAACAGCAAACGCAAAGCUACAGACAACCAGACCACUCGCAUCGUCAUACAAUCAUAUCAUACAACUUACGACCAGGGACACAGCAGCGUGAAAUUAACAUCAAUUUAGCGUCCUACUUUUUAAAAGGCAUACUCAAUCACUAUUAAACAAACAUAAAGUUAAUACUCGAUCUUUCUUUAUUGACUAAACCAGUCUAUUUCUAGAGAUCAGGCUGUUCAAGUGUACAGGUCAAUAAUAUUCAUCUAAAGUUGUCACUUCCUCUCACUGUCAAUAAUCACAAGGAUAGCAAGCGAGAAGGGUCUUCAGGAAGUCACCUCACCUGACCGAGAAUGUUUAUGAACUCACGUUUUAACCAUGGCGUGCUGUUUUUACACCUCCUUUUUGUACUGAUUAAGCAAACAUGAUAAAACGUGUUAAUUAGUGAGCUUUACGGGUGUCUGUUGGCAGAAUUUGUCACCUUUGGCCAAUGCAAGGUUCGCUGUUUCCUCCUUUUUCUGGUCUUUCUGCUUAGCUAAGCUGAUGAGCUGCUGGCUUCAGCUUGUUUUCAUGCAUGACUCUGAGCUUCUCACCUGUACCUGUGAUUCCUCAGACUGUGUUGACAAAGUAUUUCCCUUAUUAUAAAAAGUAAGAAUGAGAAAAACCUUAGGAAACCUCCAGUAGAGCCAAAGAGGAGGUUUCAUGUAGGUGGUUAAAACUCUAUUAAUAAUAUGGGUCAGGGAGGAUGUGGAGCAAUUAAAGAUGCCAUCAUAUGAAGAACCUGAGACACACAAUCUCCUCAGUCCCAGAAUCAGAGCAGGUCACACGAAUACUCGAGAAGUAAGAGACAGAAAAGCAAGCAAACUAGGAGGCUGAACAAAAGGAGAAGCAGGAUCCAGAUAGACAUCUGGAUGAGAUAUCAACAGCCAAAUCUUAACCAAAUGUGAGUGUAUGUCCUGAAUGUAAGUUAAUCCUAAUGUGAAUAACCCCUUUUGCUGCCUCUUUCUUUUACCAGCAGGUCCUGGUACAACAAAUGUGAUAUCAGGCGCAGUCAAGACCUUGGAUUGCACCUUUUUCCAAUCUGCAGACCUUCGUUUUAGUGCCUCAUUAAAGCAUCCUCAGUAGGACACAUGUUCCCGUGCUCGUGCGCUCUCUGAAGUCAAACCCUCGUGCCACAGCGGGAUCCCUGGCUCCCCCCUGCCCGCCCACCCCGAGCUUCAUGGGUUGAACCACCAGAAGCUCCACCAUCUCCUCUCAAUUCUCUCCUCCUCUUCAUCCUCCACUCAACCCCUCCACCCCCCACCUCCUCCUUCAGUGAUGGCUUCUCAUGCCCGGGGCUUGUUUGGACUUGUAACUGCAACAUCACCCUCCACUACGCAGACAUGCGGCCGCAGCAGCCUCUAGAGUGAGAGAUCCAGAGAGACAGAGGAGGAGGAGGAGAGACAGAGAGAAGCAGACAGACUGAGGAAAAAAGAAGGCUGUGCCACAAGGGAGAGAGAGGAGGGAUUGUAAUCCGUCCCGGCGGCAGAGGGAUCCACCUGUCCCACAGAGGAAGGGCCCCCCCCCCAACCUGAUCCAUCUGGUCGCAGGGGGGGACCCUGCGUGGCCGGGAAGGCAGCAGGGACUAUGCAGCUGGGACUGGUGGCGCUGGCAAUGGUCUUCCUCAGCUCCAUGGGUCACAGUGAUUCUCUCAAGCUCUCCAAGGCGAGAAGGCAGAGACGGGGUGAGUUCUCCCUCUUUCACAGCUUGUUUUUAUCUCUUUUCUCUCCCCUUUUUUCGUUUCUGUGCUCUGAGUCACGGUGGUGGACAUCUUGUAAACAUUUAACAAGCAAAGUAAAGAUAACACAUUGUUUAUUUUCUCAUCACUGUUUUUGUUUUUCCUAGGCGGGUUAUGUUAGGUUCAGUGUUUCCCCUGGAUGGCUCUUCUUUCUUCCUCCUUUUAAGAUCAUGCCUCUCUCAGUUUAUGUAAAACUCUUAUGGGUAUUAAAGUUGUUUACAGAAGGGGGUUUUGAUGGAUUCACCCUCAAAGCCAUCACUCUUUUUCUGUCUGGCUCUGUGGGCACAUAAUGGACCGAGUACCUGACAGCUCUAAGCUUUCAAUUGGACCGUGCCGCUGCUGUUGUUGCAAGCAUUUUUCUGACCUCACGCAACCACAAAGAUGGUGCUCAGGCCGACUCGCAGUAUAUCUCUGGCCCUCGGAGCCUCGGCGCUGGUGUUACUGUCAGCUUUGGAAUAAUUCUCUCUUUACACACAAGGAGCUUUCAGUCACUGCCAGCCUCAAAACCCAACCUCUGUGGAGCAGAAUUCAUAUAAUACCAUGACCGGCCACAGAAACAGAUGUGGUGAUAUUAAAAUCACACAAAGUGGCAGGGAAGAGUUUUUUUUUUUUUGUAUAAUAUACACUUAGAUAUACGCGCACAGUGACUUCAAUGUUAGUGCAGAUUUCAACGUGCAAUAGUAAUGUGGAGAGAAGGAUUUAGGUCACCCGACAUAGACGUGAGCGCCCUCUGCAGCGUCAUCAGAUGUCAUCAAAUUCAAUCUUUUCAAAUCUCUCCAGGUUUGCCAAAAUAUUUUACGUCUCGAGGAAGAGGAAUACUCAGACAGCACAAGCUUUCCGCUUUCUCACUCCACCACGUGUUGCGAACAGUUUACAACACCACAUUUGAAGAUUCAUACGCUCCCCUGUGCUGCGGUUACUCCCCGAAGGCCAUUAUUACUUUUUUAUUAGUGAUCGUGAGCAAUACGGCCUGUCUGUAAUCGCUGCGAUUGAGUUUACUGUGUCUCGCUGAUGGUGUAAUUUGUUCAUGGGAAAAGCCUUUUAACGCGUUAACUGUGCGACUUAUCUGUGGGAGGCAGGACAGCAGAUGGAUUGCUUUGUGAAGAUUGUAUAUUUAGCGCUGAUACAGUACAGGACCAUAAAUCAACCGGGACCUCUGUGGUUUUGUCUCUGAGUGGCUCCCUGGAAAAGGAUGUGCACUUGGAAACACUUUCUAUUGAAAUGAUUCAGAUUACUUGUUGUGUACCUUUCUUUUUCGGCUAAUUUAUUUCGAGUCCAAUCCAAAUCCGAGACAGACCGGACCUUUGGAGAGCCCUUCUUGAUUUUUAGUGAACUUUAAUUUCUCUCUUCUACUUCAUACCUGUUGAAAUAUUUUUUCAGUUCCAAAUUUUCUCUUUAAACUCUUGACUUUUGUACCUUCCUGUUGAUUUUUCCUCCCUUUGAACACCACAUAACUUGGGUUCUCACCGUGCUUUUCGAAGAAAGAUAAGUAUUUACUGUAAGCAUUGAAGAGUAUUUGGGUUAAAGAAAAAGAAAAAAUAAUUUAAGGAGGGAAGUUUGUACCUCGCACUUUGAGAGACAAGUCAAGAGUGAGAAUAAAGUCGAAAAAGUCUUUUAACUAAAGUCCGAAUUUUGCGGGGAAAAAAGUCGGAAUAUAGUUUCGUGAGUAAAGUUGAAAUGUAAAUGUAAAAAAACAGUCAAAAUUUAAUUUCAAGAAUAAUGUGAACGGUCGUUGAAAGGCGACAUCAUGUACGCCAAAAAAUCCAAGAUGUCGUCUGUUCGUCACCCAACACUGAUAAUGUUUUAAAAAGAUGCUAGCUCGGCCAAGACGUCAUAGGCUAAUACCAAACGGCGCCACUGAUCAUUACAUUUAAAUGUCCGGCCUACAAUUAUUGUUGACGACUUUAAGCAUUAUUCAUAUCAAUAUAUGACACAUUGUUAGUAUCUAUAAUGUUUGACGAUUAACCUUUAGUUGCGUGUGAACUUUACAGAUCUGCAGAAGUUUCCUUUCAACGUCGGCCAUCUUUCCUUCUUCCACUUGUCUUCACAUGGUCUUCAGAAAAAAUACAAAUGAACUCAUUUCUAGACUUUGCUCUAUAAAUAGUUUUAUGUGGUAGUGCGAUGCCUUUCCCUCAGCGACCGUUGACUUAAUUUUCGUGAAAUUAUUCAUUUUUCUCAACUGAAUUGUGUCUUUUUCAACUUUCCUCUCAAUACUUCCAACAUUUUAAGUUUAUUCUCGAACCACAGAAUCUUCCUCUCAUUUUUCCCUCAUCCCUUGCCCUAAAACUCUUCUGUAGUUUUGACACAAAACUGAAGUGUGAUUACACACAAUCCCUGUCAGACCUUGGACAAAGAGUAAAUGGAUUUAUGUGGCGGUCAAAUGAGAAAAAAGAACCAAUCAACUCUCUGCCAAGCAUUUCAAUAAUGCCAUUUUUGAUCAUUCUGACUGAGGCCCUGCGUGAUUUUUGCUGACUGAUUUUGAAUGGCUCAUAGCUGGCUGUCAGCCUCAAUCACUCAGGUUCCUCCGAAUGAAAAUCUGUUAAGGAUCUCCGGCAAGCAGUUUGAAGUAAACAGUGAGAAACAAAGAUGUUCGGUCUGGCCUCGUGAUCGGUCGAGCUGUACGCAUUAAUCCCUCUUUGUGGUCGUGAUGAAGUGCGGGCAGAUUUAUGGCUAGACUCGUGCUCAUUCUUGAAUUUCUCCCAUGUUGUUUUCAGGUAUGGUGUUGAAAAAUACACCUUUACAUCCUAGCUUAAUUCAUUUCUUAAUGCUGCUCUGAUACCAAACUCUACCUGUUUCCUUACAGUUAGCACCGAAGGGCCGCCAUCUUGCCCCAAAGGCUGUGACCGAUGUUCGGAGUAUAAUGGCUGCAUCAAAUGUAAGCCCAAGCUCUUCAUCUUCCUGGAACGUAACGACAUCCGUCAGAUUGGCGUGUGCCUCGCCUCCUGUCCCAUGGGAUACUUUGGCAUGAGGAACCCGGAAGGCAACAACAGAUGCACGCGUGAGUUUUCCUUCGACUUUUAGACUCUUGACAAAGUGACAUUGCAUGUGCCACUGUGCACCAACGGUAUGCAUCAGUGGGAACAUUAGAUUUGUAGAUACACAUCUGGAACCGUCCAAAAUACAAGCAGGCUCUAGUUAGCUCGUUGGCAGCAGCUCACUCUGUCCAAAUCCACACAGCUGAUGGCAAAUCAAGCCAGUAUUGUAACCGAUCUGUUUAUCUUUGGCUCCUCAUCUCCUGUUUAUGUACAAAAUUGUGGUUUUUGAAGAAGCAGAGGGAUAUCCUGCUAGCUUCUUUGUCUUGUGCAAGACCUGAAUUAUGAAUGCUGAAAAAAAAAAGCCGGGGGUUCUUUCCAAAUCAGUGUUCUCCUCUUGCAACACUUUUUAUUCUUGUUAUUCCUCUUUUCCAACCCAAUCCCUGCCUCUAUUGUCAUGUUUGUAAUUGAAGGAGAUAAACCCCCAAUUACAGAAUAACAAGUAAAUAGAUGCAAGUGGUAGAUAAUGAGUAAAUUGUCGUAAUUACUUGUUGAAAUAUGUCCGCUGUUCCCACUUAUUGCUGUGAAAAGGACGCAAAAGUAACCAGGCAAGUAUUUGCUGAAGUGGAGAAAAAUCAGUUCGAGAUUGGUUUGGCUCAUUUGGCACGUUGUUUAAAGAGCGGUCGCAAUAUUCAUGUCUUGGUCGGUUCCCAUAAUUUUUCUUUAGGAGAGCCAACAUCGCUGUCUGUAGUCUGUUUCCCCUUACGUGUCGGCAGAAAGCAGGGAUGGGACAAAAUUCCAGAAGAACAUUUCUAAUGCGUUGUUGUUUGUCUGUUUUGAGAGGAUGUCUGUGUUUUUUAUUUGGUCCUUAUGUGCAGGGUUCAAGCCAGGCCACAAUCCAUUUCGGUUGUGUUUUCACUUUCCCACUAGUAGCUUAUCUUAUCUUAUACUAACGAGUCAAACAUGUCUCUGAAGCUGCAACACAAAAGGUUUAUUCAAGUGCGAGUGAAUCUGAACUUCUGCUCGUUCUUUAUAAGUUGUCGGUCUCCGCUGGCAUCCGUACGAUCCACCACCCUGUAAUGAUUUUCUGCUACUGGAAGAAAAAUGCAGAAUAUGCCUGCACAUUCUCAGUUGAAUACGAUCUGUCAGAUACAUAUAUUCGAUGAUGUAUCCUCUCAAGUUUGAAGAACUCCAAAGCUAAAACUCAUAAAUCUGAUUAUGGUGAUGCUUUAUUUUUAAAGUUUGAUAUUUCUCAUGAAGGUUUAAAACCAAACCAUAAUUUUUCAUCCCAGCCGUCACAUUAGGGUGUGAUUUAAUGCUGUUAUGUAGAGAGGUGAACUGAGAGAUCUCUGUAUGUUAUUAAAAGACUUCUAGAUUUACUGCAUCUCUCUUUUGCCUCAAUUUAAAUCACUUCCAUAUAUAUAUUUUUUUAUUUAUCCAAAUCAUCUGUUUUUAUUUUUCGGUCAGACUUUGUUAUCAUUUUACGGAGCUCAUCGUGGCUUCUCUGUGUUAUUAUCCAAUCAUCUUAUUUUAAGCAUAUCACUUUAGAAAGCCUCUUUGCGGCAUUUGUUUUACAUUACAGGGCUGCAAAAGUCAGACUGUCAAAGCUGUCACGGGUUUCAGAAAUAGUAAUUGUGAGCAGGAGGCGAGAGCUAUAAAAUCCCAGAGAGGAUUCCCUUUUAGGUCACUCCUGAGCUUGGCGUCAGACCAGCUGUAGGGUAGACACUAUUAUGUUUUACACACAUCAGUACAGUGAUUUUAGGUCUGAAGAUCCUACAUAUAUAUAAAAAAAAAAACUCUAUAAGAAUUCCCAGAUUUUCUUCUUCCUUCUUUGUUUAUCCUGAGAAAAAUGGAGUGUCUUUCAAGAUGGGACCAAAGCCUUUUGGAGUCUUUUAAGAUGUCUGGUUUAUAUCCUCCUGUGUUUGCAAUUAUCUAAAUUUGUUUGUUUGACUGGACAGUUUAAUGAGUUUGAGGUGCAGAGAAAUCUGCUUUUUGAAAAACGAACUGAAGCCAUACAGUACAUGCUGCACCCAUUCACACACAAGGCAUGUGGUGCGUGUGUUUUUAAGAGAUGAGUGUUACUCCCCCCUGAACAGACCCCGUGUUGUUUAAUCACUAAUAAAUCUCACAGAGGAAGUACAAUUCAAGUUUCUCUUGUCUUCUCCUUGGAGAAAAAUGAGGCUUUUACAGGCAAACAUGCAAUGUUACUCAGUGAGAAGAAGAGAAAUGUUCACACUCACCACCACAACUUGGACUGAUUCCUUCAUGUGACCCUCUUUUUUUCUCUCUCUCUCUCUCUCUCUCUCUUCAGAAUGUAAAAUAGAAAAUUGUGAAGCAUGCUUCAAUCGCAACUUUUGCACAAAAUGCAAGGAGGGCUUGUACUCACACAGCGGGCGAUGUUAUGUCAGCUGCCCUCCAGACCAGCACACCGCCAAUGAGACCAUGGAGUGUGUUGGUGAGUGACCUUUGACCUUUGUUCUUAACUGAUGUCAUACUCCGAGCUUCUCAAAAUAGCCACUAUGAUGACCAAGGAAGUAUAAAUCAGGGCUUAGUGAGUUUGGAGUGAGCCAUUUUCUUCUGUUUGCAAAUGUAUUUUUCUGUUGUUUCUGUGAGGGGCCACGAAAAUGAUUCAGUUAAUAUUGAAAUUUAAAGAAUCGAGUCCUAAAUUUAUGAUAACAGGGUUGUAAUGAUACAAGAAUCAAGUCUCAAGGAAAAAAAAGUUGUAAAUGUAUGAAAAAAGAGAGUUAUAAUGAGAGAAUAAAGUUUUCAUAUGAAGAGAAACAAGUUUAGAUUUUAUUUAAACUUCCUCACAGGCUGCUUCCCCUGCCUGUGUUCACAGACACGAUCAGCUCGUUGUGUGUCUUGGACGACUGAUUGGAAAUUGCAAAAUUUUGAAAAUUUGAUGCUGAUUUUGUAAAAGAUCACAUUUUCAGUUUCUUCUGAAACCUCUGGUGAAGUAGAACUCAACAAGACAAACCACAUUUCUCAUUUUAGUUCAUAUGUUUUUCUUCCCUUUGAGGCAACAUGGGGUAUUAACCUGAAAUCAUUUUUUUCCCAGUUAAAUUAACAGAAAUAUUGGACUUGAUCCUUGGGAAUUUGUGACUUUAUUCUUGUAAAUUUUUGACUUUUCUAAAAUUUCUUUUUUAGCACAAAGGUGGCCCUAAUACUUCAAUAUUGUCUUAUUUCUUUGAUCUUUUCCUUUCUUUUAAUUGUAUUUUUGUCGUGAAGUUAUUCCUGUAGUAUCAGCGCAGCAACAGCUAUCUACCUUUUCCUUUGAUUGUGUUUUUAUUAACCCUCCUCCUGUGUUGUUGUGUCCUGUGUUUUUAAAUGCUGAAAAGAAUCACUUAAAUUUGCUUUUUUGCUUCAAUACUUUUUGACUUUGUCAGGAAACUCUAUAUCAACAAAAUGAAAAAUUUAAUUGUCUAAAUUAUAAAAUGCUGUUAUUAAAAUUAUGGCACUUCUGGUGUUAGGGUCGCUGUUGACCCGGUUAGAUCAAUAUCUAAUAAUUUGAGCAAAAACUAAAAUCAUAAGUGCACUGUCAGGCACCACACUGACAGUAAGAUCCUCCUCCAAUCAUGUGAGAUUGAGGAAAUUCUCAUUUUGCCAUGUUUUUACCUGCAAAAAACAACAACAGACAUGUCCAGACAUGUGAGAUCAGUUCAGUAUAGAUGUCUGUGUGAGGGGUACACUGACAAAGAAAGGCCCAGAGAACCACAAUAAAAAUAUUAUAAGCAAUAUUUUCAUGGAUAAUGAAGCCUAAUAAGGUAACCUAGAGAUGAGAACCAAAUUGGAUGAUAGAGAAUUGUUUUUAUUGUAAUUUACAGCUGAUUUAAGACACGGGUCCAAACCGACCCUCAACAUAGUGGGUGCGUAGUAAAAGCUAACACAGGGGGAACGUGAAGAAAUUUCUAGCUGCAGCAUCAACAGGAAGACAUCUUGGGGUCUUGAAAAUGAUUUUCACGUGACAGCUGAUAUUGUUGUCUUUUUUGUGAAUAUUGUACUCUAAAUAACCAUCGCUAUGUGGUUUCGUUUGAAGUUAAUACCAACUUUCUCAAACUGCAUCUGUCUAACUUGUAAACAGAAUUGGAAACCAUUUUGUUUCAUUAUCCUAAGCUUUGAAAAAAAGGACAGGAAUGCUGUGAAACAGAUGUGAGACAUUAGAGUUGUGAGUCAUUCGGACACCACCUCAGCCUGUCACUUUUCUCCUCUCCUUCACCCAGGUCAGCGUCCGUCAGAGUGUGAACUAGGUGAGUGGAGCCAAUGGAGUUCCUGCGCGAAGAAGAACAAAACAUGUGGGUUUAAAAAAGGCUCGCAAACUCGCGUCCGAUCGCCGAUCUUGCAGGUCCAAAGCCCGGACACGUCGCCUGCUUCCGUGCCCUCGCAGACCUGCGCUCCUCAGACAGAGAGGAGGAAGUGCAACGUGCCCAGGACGCCCUGUGGCAGAGGUAAAUACAACCGCAGAUAUAUUUAGGGGGGAAAUGACUAAAAAUUAAAACUGCUAAGGGCUCAGAUAACCGACCAAGAGGCAAUAAAGUCCAUGUGCUCCAUGAAAUCCCUCCACCAGUUAGCACGAUGACUGAUGGAAGCAUUACUCAACAUCCAAAGGCCUGUAUUCCCGCCAGUGCGUCUUUGACCCACAGCGUGUUGAUUGGGUUUGGUUUGGCUGAGCUCUGAGAAGGAUACAGAAUCUCUUGACUUCUCAGCAUGUAAACAAUAAACUGCAGCUACGAGCCAAGCAGAUGAAGGGCGGGCAUUACGUACUGCAAAGCUGGACGAGGAUCAGAGCUGGAUAGAGCUAUUUGUUCUGAGGACCGCUGAAGCUUGAGGUUUACACGGUUAUGACAUGUUUGCUUGGGCUCUUAUGGUCUCCACGGCAGCUUGUUCUCCAGCAGGUUAACAGUCUUUCUCGCCCGUCAGUGGCCAUUAUCAACUCUCAUAACAGCUCAUUAGCCGAUCUUGGCCUCUUUUACAGCUAAGGCUAAUAAAUGACGGAUUUGGACUAUUGGUUCAGAGUUUACUGGAGUGCAGCAAAACAGCAAUGAUGCUGCUUAUUCGCGUCGAAACAUUAAGUCCUCGGUAGAGACAGAAUCGAAUAGUUUCCUGUUGUGGAAAUGGGUUGAUAAAUCUUAUAAAAGGCAGAUAUAAGAUUGAGUAUAAGCUGUGGAGAGUAAUAGAAAAAGAAGAUCCAUUAAUCUUUGUCUCUAAUUUUCACUUUACACUAAUCUGUUUGGCUAAACUGGCCAAUUUUAACCAAAACUGGAAACUUGUACAUAUUUACAAGGGCUAAGUGAGCUGUAAACCAGCAGCAUUUAAAGCCUUGAGUAGACAGUGGCACGCUUAGGGGAUUUCUGCACGGCAGCAACAUUGCAUAACAAUAUUUUUUGCACAGUAUUGGCGACUGUACAGAUGUUGCAACAUGAUAUGGGGGAAUAUUUUCAAGUAAACAUGGAAGCUUGCAUUUUCAAACACUGUCUCCUCACUCUGGAACAUUUCCUCCAGGGCAAUGACUCUAAAGAACUGAAUGUGAUCUGACGUCGUCCCGUAUAGAUUUGUGGUCAAAGAAGCCGGUCAGAGAGGGAUCGGUUCUUGGUUUUGUCUGCCUGUGACAGCAGGAUUUGAGGAGUGAAAAGCAAAUAUAUUCUGUGUGAUGUCUGCAUCUUGGAAACAGUUUUAGUUUUGAGUAAUUAAAAGUGAAAAGUUAAAGACUACCUGGAGAACUUUUAAACUUCAGAAGAAGCAGAUUUCAUAUCAAAAAAGCAAGAAUGACAUGAGGUUUAACCUGACGAAGGGUAUCUGUUACCAUUAAGGUGAGUUUAAGUCUCACUUUUCCUGCAGACUAUUACAUAUUUUUGCAUGAAAAUAAAUCACAUACCAUUGCCAAAAUGCUCUGUGAGGUAAUCAUGGGUGAUGAUACCAUGCAACGGUGAUCCGGUUCAUGUGGGUAAACUCGCUCUGCAGCUGUGGAUUCAUCUGUGGGAGUUGGCUGGCAGGAGGGCUAUAUAAAACACAGGGGGCAGACCUUGUAUAACAUCGGUGAUUUAGUGGUCUGCAGAUCUCACGCUUUGUGUUGAUUUGGCUGCGAAUUUCUUCCCCCCUUUUCCUGAAGCUCCACAAAAGGGUCUCACGCGAAAACAGAAUUUUCUGGAUGUGUUAUUGCAUUUGUCAGGCAAAAGUGUUUAGCUUGGAUGGAGAGGCCGUACAAUCAGGGCUGUCAUAAACUGGUGGAGUCCCCCUCUUUUGGCUCCGUCGGUGAUUUGUUAGAGGUGUAAUUAAGUUCUUACACAGAUAGCACAGAUGCUGUGAAGUGUGUGUGAGCGCCCUUCACUCAGGCUCCACUCUCUCUCUCUCUCUCUCUCUCUGUGAAUUUAAACUAUUAUUGCUCAGUAUUAAGUGUCAAUGUUAAUAGUUCCCCCACGUCCUCGACAAUAUGUUUAUUGAUUUUGGAAAACACACACGGGAUGAACAUGCAGGACAUAAAGCGAUCUUCUUAAUUGAGCUAACUCACAAAGUGACAGCUUAGCAGUCGUGUUUUCUUGUUUCUGACACUAACAGCUCUGAAAAAAAGACGACUUUUUCCUGUUUGGGUACUACUGUGUGGGACCGAGCCUUCUUAGUGUCAGUAAAGCCAAUCGUGACUCUGCAUGAGCCUGCGGUGAAUAAAUGUUUUUGUGUUAGGUCUGUCCACAUUCAACUAUAUCAAAUCCAUUUCAUCACCGUAUAAUGAUUUUCACUGGCUGUGUGGAAACAUGUUUUUAAUGAAAUCUGAGAAGCAGUCUACCUUUUGGACUGUUUUUUGCUUUGCAUUAAAACCGAAGAAUCAUAACUGUUUGUACAGCGAGUUUAAAAAAUGCUGGUAGAGAAAUAAACACAGACCUACAUUUAUUAUUGCAUUGCAGUAGACAAACAUGGUGGCGCCAUAAGGCCCUGCUGUUGUCAACUGUGCAGUGAACACUGUCCAGCGCUUGGCACGUGUUCACUCAGUUUCCAGGAUAUGCAGAGACUCUCAACGCACAAGCUCAUAACAAACAUCCUCCAGCGUAACUACACUCCUCAAAUAUACAAAACCCAAUACUUUGAGUGCUGCCAAAACAAUAGCCGUCUGACACUACUAAGGAUGUCCAUUUCCACUUUGUGACAGCUCCCCACAUUCUUACAGGCCAUUAUUGGGCCCUUGACAGUGUUUAACUCAUUAUGCCAGAAGCGGUUUGUAAGUGAUUUAUAUCAAAGAUAAUUGUGCCACUUGACUUUGCUGAGUGCUCUCACAGCUCAUGCAUGUGCGAAAUUUUUCAAUCUGGAGUUUUACAUUUACCACUUUGAAGUGGAUGUCUGUGUUUAGGGAAACGUGUAACAGGUGUGAAUCCUAAGGCGUGACUACCAGAGGACAUCUGGAUAUAAAGUCUCGCAUGUAGUUCGGUGAAACAAGGAGGAGAGUGCUGUUCGAUGCAACCAAUUAAAUGCAAGUUUGAUUGGUUUGGCAUCAGAAGUCAUUUUAGUGAUUCAGGACUGUAAAUAUCAUCCACUUGAUUCUGAAGAGGUGUGUGAAGCCUAAUAGAUGAGAGCAAUCCAUCUAGGUACCCAUGUACCGGUGAAAGCGGUUCAUCUAAAAGGCUUUGCAGUUAAUGGAAAUUCUGGGGUCUUUAAAAACCCAACACAAUAAAAACACAUUAUUUAAUUGAUAUUUAGAGCCCAAAUAUGAUGGCUAGUUAGACUAAUGUAUAAAUUGUGACUUUUCAGUGAUGAACAGUGUAACAAAUAAAGAUGUAGGUUAAUGGUUAGCAUGAUCGUCCUCUCAGUCUGCCUCCAACAAACUCAAAGUGUCAGUUAACUGACCUUACUUGUAGGGGUGUCCCGAUACGAUAUUGAUAUUGGAUAUCAGUCAGAUAUCAGCAAAAAAAAGAAUAUCGGAUUAUAUCGGAUUAUAUUGGCCUGCAUCUAAAAUCUCCGAUAUCAGCACUCUGAUACAAGCAGUCCAUUCCAGACUUCGCUCCAGCACCUCUAUCUAGCAGCGCCCAGAUCCAGCAUGCAGAGCCCUCAAAAUCACAAAAACAGUGUGUACUAACCAUAGUCUGUAUGUAGAAUGGACGCCGUCUGCCUCCUCGCUGGGUGAAACCACCCCGAGAACAGCACCCUCUGGUGGCGGGCUGCAGUAUAGGUCAUAAAUCCUGCCUCCGCCAGCUAUCCUUAUGGAGCUGUGGACAAACUUUAUAAAUUAAUUACACAGAAUAUAAGUGUUUCUCCCUCCUGCUUGUGAUGUUGACAUGUAGUUACUGUCAGACUGGUUUGUGCUCAAGUCCUCUUUUUUUCUGUGCAGUUCUAUUUUUAAAAGUUAUAAGGGGUUCAUGUUUUCUAUGAUUGACACUUGAUACAGCCAGUCUCUUGGCGACUCUCCCGCCUAAUGCACACAAUGCCACUGUGCAAUGUUGGUUUCAGGAAGCGGAGAGCUUUUUCGGCUUCUGGUGGAAGGCGGAACCAAUUUGUCCAUAGUAUAUACAGUCUAUGGUACUAACAUGCUAACAAAGUAGCAAGGAGUAGAAGUGAUGUUGGCCUUGUUGCAGUAUUUUUUGUUUAGGGCUGAAAAAGACGUUGCAACUGAGUGAAAAACUUAUCAUGCACAAUUUUGCGCCAAUGUCGGAUCAAUAUUGGUAUCAGUCAAUAUUGAAAGCUUCAAUAUUGGUAUUGUAUCAGAAGUCAAAAAGUAUUGGGACAUCCCUACUUACAUGUGUGUAUUUUUACUCACAAGUAUCAGUACGCUAAUUCAUAUUUAGGCUUGAAAGCUCUAAGAUGAGCAUGAGAAGCUGUUAUAUUUCUACUUUAUUCGAUUGAAUCACACUCUGCUUGAGCUAGAACCAGCUAGCAUUUAUUUCCAGCUGGCACCUUUGUAAAUAUAAUGGGAAAUAUAAAUGAUGUGACUAGGAUAUCACUACAAAUAGCUUUUGCCAGUGGCUUUGUGAAUAAUCCAGUGGCAGAGGCAGUGUAGAGCUCCUGCUGUGAAAGAGCGCUAUGAAUGGCAGCCUGUGGAGACCACAGGGACUCAACACCAGGACCAGAGUUCACCACAUUUAUCCUCUCAAAACCACAGGACUUUUCUCUUACCAUCCUCAGUCCUUCAGGGCAGAAUACAAUAUUGUAAAAGGAUAUUGUUUUUAUGUUGGAAGUACAAAAGGCUGCGCAACAGCAUUCAGUCCCGGUGCUGCUCGUGUUUUCUAAUCUACCGCAGGUGCUGUAACCUUUCACGUGAAUAGAGGUGUGGACAUAUUUGAUGACAUUUAAUUGCUCCCAAGUAAAAAUAACGACUCAAGCUAGCUUUAAGUCAAACUAAAAACAGAGAGGUGAAGCUAUGAAGUCGCUGCUUGGUAAAUUAUAAUACUGGUGUCCGUCUGUGGUCCCUAAUGGAUAUUAUAAGUAUGUCAAUGAGAAGUUAAUGCACUGAUUUGAUAGCUUACCCAAGACUCUUAGUCUAUGAACUGGACAAAACCUUGAGAUUUGUGACCCUGUCAUAGCCGUACAUAUUUGUGCUGGUUUUAUAGAAUAAUUCAGACCAGAGAGUUCACAGUUUACUUUGGUUUUGCCCGUGUUAAAGACCGCAACCACAUCCACAAGUCCUGAUCCAACACACACCCCUUAUCAUCGUCUCUCAUACCUCAGGAAUCCAUUAUUUAAACUUGUUUAGCUAAGCGGAGGCACUUGUACAUACAACAUCCGAUGAUGACAGAUAUCUCACUAGAGUUUAUUCGAGAAAAUCAGAGUGUAAACCAUUAAUCAUACUUUUUUUCUCCUGUGCAUUGUCAUUUCAGACCGGAAGAAUAAAGGAGACCGGCAGGACGAUACAAACAGGAGGGAGAGGGAGAAUUCACGGGGGCGAGGGCGAGGAGGUGGAGGAGGAGGCGGGGGAGGCGGAGGAGGCGGAGGAGGAGGGGGAGUAGUAGGAGGAGGAGGAGGAAAGAGGAGAAGAGGCCAGAGCAGGACCACCACCUCUGUUCCCAGCAUCACAACUAGCUCUGUGUCCUAAACUCCACCACCUGCUGGAUGGGGCGUAGAGGAAAAAACAGACAUUGCUUCACCCCACAUCAGCAGCCACAGACGAACAAUAACGAGAUGAAGGAAAGGUUAAACGCUGCUAUGCAUUGUAGAAAAUGCAAAGAGAACUGGAGGAGGAUUGCUGCAACACGAAAGGCUGCUCUGAGCUUUCCAAAAGAUGAACAUCUCUGGAAGAUACUGGUCGUACAGUCAGAAAGACUUGAUUUUUGGUUCCCUGAUGAAUUUUGGUCGGACGUGUUCAUGUCAUGAGACAAACCGCGUCACUUCUUGAACUGAGAAAAGAUAUGAGAGUUUCAAAUGCAGCACUCAGGCUAAAAGUCUGAUCAUAAACGAGGACUCCAGACCCCGAUUUAAUCCUAAUCUGAUCUUCAUUUGGUUUGUGAGGAUUUUUUCAACAGCGGCUGUAAAUGAUGUAAAGAUGGUGAAUAGUAUAAAGUCUUUGUACCUUUAUUUCUUAUUGUGAUAUGAAAAAAAAACGAAAGGCACUGGAAAUCAUUUGAGGUUGCUGAGGUAAGAAGGUUUUCUAUGUAUUAUUUUGAGGAAGGGAAUCUUAUGACAAAACAAGCCUAAGAAGAGAUGAAGAGGAGGAUUACUGGGAGCUCCUUCUCCGGUGUCUUGACACAAACUCUUGCCAUUUGAUAGCUUAUUGUUUGUUUCGAAUUAAAUGUUGGUGUUUGUAACUCUGCACAGAAAAAAGGAGGAGUAAAAACAUGAUUAUUUGCAUGUGUACGGGGCUGCAUGUGCGUGCCUCUGUGCAUGGAAACAAGUGAGUGUGUGUGUCCGUCUCUACCUGGGUGUUUGUGUUCUCUGUAUGCAUUUUCUGCACGGAAUCCAGUUGUUCGUAGGCGGAACUUAGAUGUUUGUACAUGUGUGUUUACAUUGGCACACGUGUGAUAAUAUUGGUCUUAUAGAUUGAAGGAAUAGGAUCUGAAACAAGAGGAAGGACGUGUACAUCCACAGUGAUAUAUCAAAUAUGCAGUAACUCCAAACCACUGAUUAUUAUUAUACAAGCCAUCCAAUCAUCAGCUGCUCAGUAAUCAUGUCUGUUUGCAACAGGGUCUGAAGAUUUUGCACAACUUUAAUGUUUCCUACUGCUCGAGUUUCAGAACAAUUAUAGCAUUUUACUUGUUUAUCCUUUCAAAGCUGGCUUGAUGACAUUGCAGACACACACACACACACACAGAGUUUUCUCUCUUUUCUCGAAUGUUGUUCAUGGGUCUGUUUGCUUCACACAAGGUAUUAGUUUCAGGAGGAGUUACACACUACAUUAAUCAUUCAUACUAUGGAUUGUGAUACUGAAUAUGUCCAGCUGUGCUUAUCAUCAUCAAACAAAAGAAGUAUUAGUAUCAUCAUGUAUAGCUUAUUCUGUGAAAGCCUGAAUAAAGUUCAGAUGAAGCUGAUGAAACUUCAGUCAUGUAAUGAUUUUGCAGCACCUUGUAUUCAUCGAUUUGUCCUCCUGUAUUGCAUAAUUUACACAUGAAGAUGAUUUUUUCUUCUUUCUUAUAAAACUUCACUUCUGCAGGUGUUUUUCAUCCUUCUUAUCCUUAUCCUUUUCGGUGUCAUUUUCAUGUUUUCCAACUGUUUCUACUCGUCACAGUGAGUUUGCUAACUUAAUUGCCGAAACCUGGAAGUUCAACAAGUUUUAUGGUGCAAGAAACUCAAGAAAUAAACAAAAACAGGUUUAAACAACCCCCCAAGGAUUAAGUAGAUAAUGAAAGGAAGAAACAAACAAAAGAAAAACACACUGUUUGUGUUGUAUUUUUGAGCUUUUCCGAUUUUAUUGAGAAGAUGGGAUGAUGGGUAGGAUAGUGGGGGAUGACGACGAGGGAAAGGUUGCAGGUGGGAAUCAAAC
This is a messenger RNA of Xyrichtys novacula (pearly razorfish), 21497 nucleotides long. NCBI's taxonomy places the organism in Eukaryota, Metazoa, Chordata, Actinopteri, Labriformes, Labridae. The record is from the annotation of a GenBank genome assembly.